Onthophagus taurus is the source of this 1548-nucleotide messenger RNA. The record is from RefSeq and is a predicted model, not a curated record. Lineage: Eukaryota; Metazoa; Arthropoda; Insecta; Coleoptera; Scarabaeidae.
ACAGUUAACCUCGAGACUCGGAGCGUACAACAUGGUGUCAGGCGUGGGGUUAUACUGAAAAGUAGAAAAGCGAGGGAACGCGAUUAAAUUCAAUAAUAAACAAUGGCAAACGUUGAAGACCUAGCUCAACAAAUUCAGGACCUGCAAAAUUUGGUUAUAAACCUACAAAAGCAAACUAGAAAAGAGCCGACGAUGGUAGCAACGCAAAUACCAGCACCGGAGAAAUUUUCGUUCGUAAAAGAAGAGUGGCAGUCAUGGAUUACUCAUUACGAAAGGUACAGGUUAGCAACUAAGUUGGACGUGACAGAUGAAAGAACCCAAAUUAAUUCACUGUGUUUGCACAUCGGACCGGAAAUAACGAAAUUUCUGGAAACACAAUUUAAAAAAGAAGAAAGUUUUAAUACGUACGCAGAAAUAAAAGAGUUUUUAAAUGAAAAAUUUAUAAAGACGCAUAACGUGAUUUAUGCGAGGGCAAAAUUUAAUUUGCGUAAACAAAAAGAAGGAGAAACGGCCGAGGAAUACGUUAGGGCAAUAACUACUCUAGCAAAAAAUUGUAAAUACGGGUCUUUAGAAGACGAAUUAAUAAGAGACAAACUAGUUGUCGGAAUAAGAGACCAGAAACUGUCUGAAAAUUUACAAUUGGAUGAACACUUGACCUUGGAGAAGACAAUAAUAAAAAUAAUGCAAACGGAAAGAAUAAAAUCCGAAAAUACUGAAUUACGCGAAGAGCGAUAUCAGGUGGACCGACUACAAAAACCAGUUCAGGGAUCGAUCGAUAGAACGUCGGAGCGACGUAGAUAUAAACAAAACCAGACGGUAAGAAAAAAAUGUUUUCGAUGCGGCGAUAAAAAUGGCCAUAAAAGAGAAUGUUGUCCGGCAAAUAAACAAACAUGCCACAAAUGUAAAAUAACGGGACACUUUGCGGCGCAGUGUAAAACAAAGAAAGGAAGACAAAUAAAAGAAGUAAAAGCGGAGUGUUCAAAAAGAAGUACAGACGACGAAGAAAGUUCGGGAAGUGAAUAUGAAGUAAAACGAGAAUUUAGACGUGUUAUUCGCGUGAAUAGAAUCGAAAGAGAUCAACCCUGGGAAGUAGAAUUAAGAAUAAAUUAUAAACCAAUUGUUUUCAAGAUAGAUACAGGAGCAGACGAAACGAUUUUGAGCCAUAAAACCUAUAAAAAUAAAUUAGGACCAACAUAUGAGCUAAAACCGACAAACGCAACGUUAGUGGGGCCUGGAAGUUCAAAAGACGGAUGUCAGCUGAAAGUUUUCGGUAAGGUUAUGUUACCUGUUCAGUGGAAAGAUAAAACUAAAUUAAUUAAAUGUUUCGUGGCCGAUACGAAUGAGAAUUUAUUGGGUAGACCUUCUCUAAAUAAAUUAAAAAUCGUUAAAUGGCACAAGGAUGAGCUGAUGAUUGGUAACAUUGUUAAGUUAAAUAAACAGGGUUACGAUCAGAAAAUAAAAAGCAAAUAUCUAGAAGUAUUUACGGGUAUCGGAAAACUGAAAAACUUUAAAUAUAAAAUUCAAUUGAAAGAUAAUGCGUUNACGUAA